AAUCUGACACAACCACUGUACCCGCCUCCAUAACGUCAGGAACACACACGGACUCUGUCGCCGCAGAAUGAUCCCGGGCACCGGCGAGCCUUGUGCACAGUGAGGGCCCCCGCGCAGAGUACCACCUCUCACCCCGCAGAAGGAGCCUGGCUGCCCGCCUCUCCUCCAGCAGCAGCCCCCGAGACAGGAUGUCAAGUAGCACGGAAGAAAGUCUGUCCAGGGGCGGCGGCUCCGACCGUGACUUGAAGAUGGCCUCUUCCAGCAACACGUCCCCGGAGGGAGGACCUCCAGCGCCGCUGCAGCGUGCCCGUAUACGGCAGUCGGACAGUAACACCAGUUUCCUUCGAGCUGCCCGGGCGGGAAACAUCGACAAAGUCCUUGAACUCCUGAAAAAUGGAGUAGAUAUCAGCACUUGUAACCAGAAUGGUCUGAAUGCUUUGCACCUGGCAGCGAAGGAGGGACACACAGAUUUAGUGGAGGAGCUGCUGGAGAGAGGAGCACCUGUUGACUCCUCCACCAAGAAAGGAAACACCGCCCUCCAUAUUGCCUCCUUGGCAGGACAGAAAGAAGUAGCAUCUAUACUGGUGAAGAGAGGAGGGGAUGUCAACGCUCAGUCACAGAAUGGCUUCACUCCCCUUUAUAUGGCAGCCCAGGAGAACCACUUGGAGGUGGUGAGGUACCUGUUGGAAAGUGAUGGGAACCAAAGCAUUGCAACAGAGGAUGGCUUCACUCCACUGGCCAUCGCUCUCCAGCAGGGCCACAACGCCGUGGUCUCCCUGCUGUUGGAGCACGACACCAAGGGGAAGGUUCGCCUGCCGGCCCUGCACAUCGCGGCCCGCAAAGACGACACCAAGUCGGCCGCCCUGCUGCUGCAGAACGACCACAACGCCGACGUCCAGUCGAAGAGUGGGUUCACCCCUCUGCACAUCGCGGCUCACUAUGGUAACGUGAACGUCUCCACGCUACUGCUGAACAGAGGAGCUGCCGUCGACUUCCCUGCCAGGAAUGGGAUAACUCCGCUCCAUGUGGCCUCCAAGAGAGGUAACACCAACAUGGUGGCCCUGCUGUUGGACAGAGGGGGUCAAAUAGACGCUAAAACAAGGGAUGGACUGACCCCCCUGCACUGUGCAGCCAGGAGUGGACAUGAACAUGCAGUGGAGCUGUUGCUGGAGAAGGGAGCGCCGAUGUUAGCUAGAACCAAGAACGGACUGUCCCCGCUGCACAUGUCGGCCCAGGGAGACCACGUCGAGUGUGUGAAACUCCUGCUGCAGGAUAAGGCGCCUGUUGAUGAUGUCACCCUGGACUACCUCACAGCGCUGCAUGUCUCAGCUCACUGUGGCCACUACAGAGUCACCAAGCUGCUGCUGGACAAGAAGGCCAAUCCCAAUGCUAGAGCACUGAAUGGAUUCACCCCGCUCCACAUUGCCUGUAAGAAGAACAGGGUGAAGGUGAUGGAACUGUUGGUCAAAUAUGGCGCCUCCAUCCAGGCCAUUACCGAGUCUGGUCUGACACCAAUCCAUGUCUCCGCCUUCAUGGGCCACCUCAACAUUGUCCUGCUUCUGCUGCAGAACGGCGCCUCCCCUGAUGUCCGUAACAUUCGUGGUGAGACGGCACUCCACAUGGCAGCACGAGCAGGUCAAAUGGAAGUGGUUCGCUGUCUGCUGAGAAAUGGAGCGCUGGUGGACGCCAUGGCCAGGGAGGAGCAGACUCCGCUCCACAUCGCAUCACGUUUGGGGAAAACCGACAUAGUCCAGUUGCUGCUUCAGCACAUGGCACACCCUGAUGCUGCCACGACCAACGGGUACACUCCCCUCCACAUCUCAGCCAGGGAGGGGCAGGUGGAGACUGCUGCCGUGCUGCUGGAGGCCGGAGCCUCACACUCAAUGGCCACCAAGAAAGGAUUUACUCCAUUACAUGUAGCAGCUAAAUAUGGAAGCCUGGACGUAGCAAAACUUCUACUUCAGCGCAAAGCUCUUCUCGACGAUGCCGGCAAGAGUGGCCUGACUCCGCUACAUGUGGCAGCUCAUUAUGACAACCAGGAAGUAGCUCUGCUGCUGCUGGAUAAAGGGGCUUCACCUCAUGUUACCGCAAAGAAUGGCUACACUCCUCUUCACAUCGCGGCCAAAAAGAACCAGAAGAAUAUCGCACUAGCUCUGCUGCAGUAUGGAGCAGAGACCAACGUUCUGACCAAGCAGGGAGUCAGCCCUCUACACCUGGCAGCCCAGGAAGGACACGCUGAGAUGGCCAGUCUGCUGCUGGGGAAAGGAGCCCACGUCAACACAGGCACCAAGAGCGGACUGACUCCUCUGCAUCUAUCAGCCCAGGAGGACAGAGUCAAUGCUGCAGAAGUUCUGGCCAAACACGAUGCAAACCUGGAUCAACAAACUAAGCUCGGAUAUACUCCUCUGAUCGUGGCCUGUCACUAUGGAAAUGGCAAGAUGGUGAACUUCCUAUUAAAGCAAGGAGCGGGGGUCAAUGCCAAAACCAAGAGUGGUUACACACCGCUUCACCAGGCUGCACAACAAGGAAACACACAUAUAAUCAACGUGCUGCUGCAACACGGGGCCAAACCCAAUACUACUACAAUGAAUGGAAACACUGCUCUGUCGAUUGCUCGGCGCCUGGGUUACAUCUCUGUGGUGGACACACUGAAAGUUGUCUCUGAGGAGAUCAUCACCACCACAACGACGGUCACUGAGAAACACAAGCUCAACGUCCCUGAGACCAUGACGGAGAUCCUUGACGUUUCUGAUGAAGAGGCUCUGAGGCUGGAGGACGAGCCCUUAUUUGAGAUGUCUGUGGAGCUGGAAGGUGAGGACACCAUGACAGGGGACGGUGGGGAGUAUCUGAGAGCAGAGGAUCUCAGGGAGCUGGGAGAUGACUCUCUUCCGGGACAUUACCUGGACGGCUUCAGCUACAUGAGCCACAACCUGGACAGGCAGCAGCACACCCCUAUUCACCAAAGCUUCCAUCAGAGGGAAGGCGUUCUCAUCGAAGACAUGCUUACCAGCCACCAGAUGUCAGCGUUAUCGAGAGAAGACAAAGAAUCGUUCCGUCUGAGCUGGGGAGCUGAGCACCUCGAUAAUGUGGUGCUGUCCUCCAGUCUGUUACACUCAGGCCAUUCCUCGCCGUGCCUAGACAAUGACAACAGCAGCUUCCUGGUCAGCUUCAUGGUGGACGCCAGGGGCGGGGCCAUGCGCGGCUGCCGUCACAAUGGCCUGCGAAUCAUCGUACCACCAAGGAAGUGUUCUGCACCUACACGGGUGACGUGCAGGCUGGUGAAGAGACACCGCCUGGCGUCUAUGCCCCCUAUGGUUGAGGGUGAGGGGCUGGCUGGGCGCAUCAUAGAAGUAGGGCCCACUGGAGCUCAGUUCUUGGGUAAGCUCCACCUGCCCACAGCUCCGCCCCCUCUGAAUGAGGGCGAGAGCUUGGUCAGUCGCAUUCUGCAGCUGGGUCCUCCAGGAACCAAGUUCCUCGGGCCUGUGAUUGUGGAGAUUCCCCAUUUCGCGGCCCUGCGGGGCACAGAGAGAGAGUUGGUGAUCUUGCGAAGUGAGACCGGGGAGAGCUGGAGGGAGCACCACUGUGACUUCACCGAAGAAGAACUUAACCUGAUACUUAAUGGCAUGGAUGAAAAACUUGAUUCUCCUGAGGAGCUUGAGAAGAAAAGAAUAUGCCGCAUCAUGACCCGAGAUUUCCCACAGUACUUUGCGGUGGUCUCACGGAUAAAGCAAGACAGUCAUUUCAUUGGACCAGAGGGUGGGGUCCUCAGCAGCACUCUUGUGCCUCAGGUCCAAGCCGUCUUCCCUGAAGGAGCCCUCACCAAGAAGAUCAGAGUUGGGCUACAGGCUCAGCCCAUUGAUGUGGAAGUGGUCAGAAAGAUUCUUGGUAACAAAGCCACAUUUAGCCCAAUUGUGACACUGGAGCCAAGAAGGAGGAAGUUCCACAAACCAAUCACCAUGACGAUCCCGAUUCCCAAGAGCUCCAACCCUGACGAGCCAAGCUCGGGGUACAGUGGGGAGACCCCCACCUUACGUUUGCUUUGCAGUAUUACUGGUGGAACCACUCCUGCCCAAUGGGAGGACAUCACCGGCUCCACACCGCUCACCUUUGUCAACCAAUGUGUUUCCUUUACCACAAAUGUAUCAGCAAGGUUCUGGCUGAUAGACUGCAGACAGAUCCAGGAGUCCGUUAGUUUUUCUUCUCAGCUGUACAGAGAGAUCAUCUGUGUUCCCUACAUGGCCAAGUUUGUCAUCUUCGCCAAAACACUCGACCCCAUCGAGGCCCGGCUGCGGUGCUUCUGCAUGACGGACGACAAGAUGGACAAAACCCUGGAGCAGCAGGAGAACUUCACUGAAGUUGCCCGCAGCAGAGAUGUUGAGGUGCUGGAGGGAAAACCCAUAUUUGCCGACUGCUUUGGAAAUCUGGUGCCACUUACCAAGAGUGGUCAGCACCACGUGUUCAGCUUUUUUGCCUUCAAGGAGAACAGACUGGCGCUCUUCAUCAAAAUUAGAGACACAGCACAGGAACCGUGUGGUCGCCUGUCCUUCACAAAGGACCCAAGGACGUACCGUAGUCUGAACCACAACGCUAUCUGCAACCUGAACAUCACCCUCCCAACAUACUCAAAGGAGUCUGAUUCAGACCAAGAUGCAGAUGACGAGAGUGAAAAGAGUGACAAGAAAUUGGAUUGGCAGGAUGAUGCUGACAGGAAAGAGGAGACAUUAGCUAUCAUUGCAGAUCUGCUUGGCUUCAGCUGGACUGAGCUGGCAAGAGAACUGGAAUUUAGUGAGGAUGAUAUCCAGUCGGUGAGAACAGAGAAUCCUAAUUCUCUCCAAGAGCAGAGCCAUGCCUUGCUGCAGUGCUGGGUUGAGCGGGAAGGUAAACAUGCCACAGAGGACUGUCUAAUUAAGAGGUUAACCAAGAUCAACCGCAUGGACAUAGUCCAUCUUAUUGAAACUCAGAUGAACAAGUCAGUUCAAGAGCAAACAUCUAGAACUUAUGCAGAGAUCGAGAAGACCCUGGAUCACAGUGAAGUGUCAGUUGCCCUAUCUUCUGUGCAAGAGGAUGUAGACAGCCCCAGGGUUGUGAGAAUGGUGGAGUCGGAUCGCAGACCACCCCCAGCUGUUUCUGAAGAGGACCUGUCAGUUGCUUCCCUACUGGAUAUUCCUUCCUGGGCAGAGCCUGCUGGACAUACCCACUCAGAAAGCAUCCAUGGUGACCUGUUGGACGAGCUUGAAAUCCCACAAGAAUUAUACCCUAAUCUGUGGACCUCUGAGGAUGUAAUUACACCAGAACCUACAUGUUACGACAACUCUGAUGAGCAAGCUGAUGAAAUGCCUGACCUGCCCACUCAGUCUGUGACAGAGGAGCAGUACAAGGACGAACAUGGGCACCUUGUUAUUAAAAAGGUAACCCGUAAAAUUAUCCGCAAAUGUAUUUCUGCCGAUGGCGUGGAGCGUGAGGAGGUGACGUUGGAAGGAGCUCCGCAGGCGUCCAUCAGUGUAGCAGAGGGAGACGGUUACUCCAAAGUUGUGAAGCGGACAGUACUGAAGAGUGAAGGAGAAAAUACAGAGGUAACAUUUGCUGAAUGUGAGGGUUUCUCGGCAUCAAGGCAGGAGUCAACCGGGGGUCACCAGGUCAGUCUCGGGGAAAGAACAAAGGUGGUGGAGGGUGAAAGGACAAUGACGCACCAGGGAGAUCCAUCUUUGGCAUCUGACCUCCCCACGGCCCAAGAUGACUUCAAACAGGCACUAGGUUAUAUAAGUGGUUCAAGCAGAACAGAGCUUCCUCAUGUGGUAGAGAGAGAGACUGUCAAAGAAGAUGGAACUGUGGUCAGGAGGGCUCACAUGCGUAAAGGUCGCACCAUCAGACGGACGGUGGUGAAGGAAGCUGGGCGGCGCAAACAGGUCCUGCUCGAGCAAGUGGACAAUCCCAGGAAAGGGCCAAAACUAUGCGUGCUCAAGGAGCAUCUCCACCAGCUCUUUCAUAAUUUCCACAAAGAAGACGAGGAGGACACUGAUGAUGAUGAAGAGGAGGAGGAGGAGGAAGAAUAGAGGAAUAUGUAAUACUCCCCUUCCCCAUGACUUCCUGGCUGUGUCAAUGCUAAAGCACCACCCCCCUUAAUCCUAUGCAUUAACCAACCGUAAUCCCAGUGUACACCCUUGGCACCUCAAAGCUACCGCAGUCUUCCCAUUGAAGCCCUGGAAGAAGACGUCCUGUUCCCGAUGUGGAGUUCUCUUCCCUGGCUGCUGUCACGUUAUUCAUUAUUCAUUUUUUCUUUCAUGUUCUGAUGUUGUUUUUCGCCUUUUUGUGACCAAAGAUAUCCUUUAUGUCCCCCCCCCCCCCCCCGAUUUAUUUUACUUUCCACGUUUGAAGUGUCUCUGAAAUUUUUGUUUUGAUUCUGUGGUAGAGCAACAAAAAAAAAAUAAGAAGACGGUCAAAUAUAUCUCACAUCUACUAACUCACAAAGGUGAAGAACACUUUUCCUGCUCAAUACUGCUACUGCUCUCGGUGCUCGGACUGAAAGACGAUAUUUCACACAGCACUGCCUCUCACACCCAGAGUAUCUCAGAUAUUCCUAACUGAAAAAAAAAAUAUAUAUAUUUCACUCACUUUACUAGCUGUACCUUUAAGUCAGGUGGUAUCAACACUGAAUUUAACUGCUGCUGCUGCUGCUGCUGUGUUUUGUGUCGGCUAUGUGUAAUCGGUCUUUGGGAAUUAUAUAUUAUCUAUAAUCUAGACAUUACCGACAUCUGUAGCCUAGGAAUUAAUAAUCACUCAUGUGAAGUAGAGCAGGCAUGACUAAUCAACAUCUGUCAUUAUGAUCAUAGCUUUGACUGCUUGUAAUUCGAUGGAUGGCCCUUUCUGCUUCUCUUUUCCUUCUGUGUGCGUCAAAUUUUCUGUGUUACUAUGUGUACUAUUUUUCUUUGACAGGGUGGGGAUUGGAUCUUGACUCAUAUCGUUUUGCUGGUGAAUGUGUGAGUGAGGAUGUACCGUAGCUCCCGUAUGUUUUGUGUUUGUCCACGCAUGUGUUGAGUUAAAUAUUAUUUUAGUAAAUUUUUUAAGCUUACUAGUUAAUAGAGUUUAAGCUUUACUUUGACAGCCAACUAGAAGCUUCUUUUUACAGGGAGGUACCACAGAAUUUGCCGCAGGUAAAUAAGAAAGUGGUUUUAUGCUCUGAUACAACACAUGCACUAAUGUGUUUCUGCUUUAAUGUUAGAUUUUAUCUUUUGAACUAGAAACUGUUGCACCAGGCGUUUGGCAGUUGUGUGCGUGUGUGUGUGUGAGAAUGAGUUUGAGUAAACGGGUUUUUGCUAGAUUCAGCAAAGAAAAAAAAAAAGUUUAUUUUCCACAAACCGCAUUUGCACUCCUGAAUGUCGGGAGGAGACACCUCCUUGCUUUUUGUGCACAGGAUAUGAGGUGCAGUAUAUCGUAGCCACAGGGAUAGUCUCUGACAGAUGAUGAUACCGCAGACUUACACGUAAUGAGGCAGGUUGAGAGCUUAAAUCCAUCAUUAUUCACAGCUCUGCAUAUCGCUACUGUAUGUAUCUACAUGUAAUGUAUUUAUUUCACUAUCACCGUUUACUUUGUGAUUUAGAAACAUGUCAAAUGCAAACUAGUGGAAGUUCACUGUGACAGGUAUGCUUUUAAUUUGAAGAAUCAGCAUCCCUUUUCUGUGAUGAUGACAGUUAUAGACAUAUACAAUGCAUAUAAAUAUCUAUAAGGGCAUGUAUUACUGUAUCAAAAUUCAAAAAGACAAAAACAAAACGGCUGCAGUGUCUAUGGCUGAUAGAGAAUAAAAGUCUACAAAUGUA
Messenger RNA from Platichthys flesus (European flounder), 7814 nucleotides. Its product is annotated as ankyrin-2-like. Gene Ontology annotation, biological process: protein localization to T-tubule; signal transduction; regulation of cardiac muscle contraction. The coding region runs from base 189 to 6053 and encodes 1954 amino acids. The transcript has 48 exons. Lineage: Eukaryota; Metazoa; Chordata; Actinopteri; Pleuronectiformes; Pleuronectidae. Gene Ontology annotation, cellular component: T-tubule. The record is from RefSeq and is a predicted model, not a curated record. Gene Ontology annotation, molecular function: protein binding.